CGCCACCUAGGGUUUAUAACAGCCUAUAACUUCUAAAAACUGUGAAUUUUUAUUCACUGGUUUCUGUCGAUUGCAACGAUAUCUCAUUUGUCAGUUUCCAACAUUCUGUUCAUAUCUUAUUUCAUAGCAUAUGUGAAGUAGUUUUUUCGCUACUACUUUUGCAAAUUAAGUCUAUUUUAUGCCAGGCUCUGUUCACAUAAACUUUAGAGCAAUCCGCACAGAAAUGACCAAACACAUUUUUGAUAUUCUCUGCCAUUCCCGAGAAAUACCUGUCCAAAGUUGACUGUCCCUGUGACAUUGUCUCUUUGUCAUAUUAAAUUAUUAUGACUGUAUUAUAACAUGUUGUGCAUUACUAUACAAAAUGUUUUUCUUGACUUAAACUGUAACUCUCCUCACUUAAACUGAUUCUGAUUCUUAUCUGAUUCUCAUAUAAAUUGUAAUUUUGUUAUUUCUGCUCUGCAAUGUCAUGUCUGCAUCUUCCUUGAUUGGGCCAUUUGAAUGUUUGCAGCUCUGAAAACCUUGGCCAGCUACACCAACUGUGUAGCACAGUCUACUAAAUCACAUGCAUGAAAACUCAGAGGUUGAAGGUUCGAUUUCUGCCUGAUGCAUGUGUUAUGUUUUUCUAUUAAGAUUUUGUUUUGAGUUAAUUCUCACCUAUUAUUCUUAACCAGUCUGUUUUCCAUGUUCUGCACUGCUUGCAAUAAUUUCACCAUUUCAAAAAUGCAGUAGCGGCCAUUUUGAAAAGUACAGUAUUCAGUUUUUUUACUACUUCUUUUGCAGUGUUUGUUGAAUUGUUACACAAUUUGGCUCAGAUUUUCUUUGGACUGAGCCGCAUAGAAAUGACCAAACAGAAUUUUGAUAUUUAUCUUUGUUCAAAAGUAAUACAUUUGUCAAUCAGGAAUAACUUUUAAACCGUUUAAUCAACUAAAAUUCUAUGGAGAAUAUUUGAUGGGAUAAUGUAGGUAAAGUGGGAUGGCCAUCAUUGUCUAACAGGAGAUCAGGGCAUUGGCAUAUUUUUAUCUAUAAGGCCAUGCUGGGUCUGUUACCAUCUUACAUCUGUAAUUUAAUAACAUGGAGAAGUGCUGGUUCUUAUUCAUUGCGAUCAAACGAUCACUAGCUGCUUUUGGUUCCAUUUGCCCAUACAGAAUUGGGAAAAAGGGCUUUUGUUUACUCCGCUCCUUCUGCAUGGAACUCUUUGCAAAAAGACUUGAAAUUAUCGGUACUUAUUUCCUUAAAUGUUUUUAAGGCCAGAUUGAGAGAACCUGAAAUGAUCUGUAUAAAUUGUAAAUGUUUUUAAUUAUUUGUAUUGUAACAACUUUUAUAAAUGUAACUGACUAUGUUUUUGCUGCCUCUUGACCAGGACUCCCUUGAAAAAGAGGUUUUUAACCUCAACGGGACUUUCCUGGUUAAAUAAAGGUUAAAUAUUUUUUUUUUUAAAAAUGCCUUCCCAGUAGCUCAACCAAAUGUGUGAUGGGCAUGAAAUCCAGAGGUUGGGGGUUCAAAUCCAGCAGGGCAGCAAUUAAAAUGGUUGACAAUUUUGUGUCAUGUAGAGUCAAAUGUUUGAACAGGUUUGACUACCUACAGGGGAUUUAAAAAAAUAUUCUGUUCUUGAGAAAAAUCUCUCCAAACUUGAAUAUACACAUUGUCACUUCAGCAAUCUAGCUUAAGUAGCUGUCUGUAAGUAUGUCUCCACUGUAGCUCAACCAAAUGAGUGACAGGCAUGAGACCUGGAGAUUGAGGGUUCAAAUCCUGGAUAGGGCAGCAAUUGAAGUCUCUUACUUUAGAGUCAAAAGCUUCAAUUCAUUAUUUGUAUUUUACUUUAUUAUUUUUACAGGUAUGUUAAUGUUGUAAGUGCCACACGUGAUUAGACCUCAUGACCAAAUGUCUAAAUCACACAAUGCCUGCACAUAACAAAUCUUUUGUGCUUUUUAGCAAAGAAUAUAAACUUUUGAAAAAUAUUUAGUAGCCUUCAUCAGUUUUUGCACAUAAUCUUCACUGUCUUGACAUAAUGUGAGACAGAUUUGGUGAGAAUCAAAUAAAUCCCUUUGGAGGAGUAUGUUUUUCUUUUUCUUUUGGCAAGGCAAUAACAUUUAUAUUUACAUUUAUUUAUUUAGCAGCCGCUUUUUUCCAAAGCGACUUACAAAUGGAAACAAGAGAAGCAAUUAGAGCAACACAAGAACAGCAAUACAUAGUGCACUAGAACUAUCUCAUCAAGUCUAACACAGUAUACAUAGCCAAGGGUAAGUGCUUUUUUAAGACAGAGAAUAUAAAGAUAAAUAUAGAAAACAAGAAAAGAUAUUAGCAGGUGAGGUUUUGGCGGAAGAGAUGGGUUUUUAGCCAAUUCUUAAAGACUACUACAGAUUCAGCAGAUCUUGUUGCAACCGGUAGAGCAUUCCAAUGAUGAGGAACAGAACCAGAGAAGGUACGUGAUUUUUGUGUUUUAAAGAUUUGUUAUAGAAGUAUUUGUUGUAAGGAAUGUAACAAACUACUUACUAUCUACUACUUUUACUUUAGCUCCACCUUCUUUGCACUCCAGGUCCUUUUAAGAACCUCCUCUAAUGGGAACUUCACAAACUCUGUCAAAAAGGAAUGAGAGGAUGAGAGGUCCGGCGCCUUACAAUAAAGACUUGGUUUAAUUAUGGGUGAUAAUCAGAUGAGUUUCUCUGUCUCCCUGGUAUUUCUAAAUGAAAGCAAUAUCAAGCAAAAUCUGCUGGAUUCUACACAGAGUCAACAUCAGAAACGUACACUUCAAGUAAGCAGAGAGCUGAAUGACAUCUACUUCACCAUUAAUGAUGGUGAUGGGGUCUGUGUUUUAAAAUUUUCAGUCACACGGGAGACAGAAUGUUGUCGUGUGGCAACUCGCUCAUUUCUCAUAACAUUGGGCUGUUUCAGUAUAAUUCUGUGCUUCACGACUCAGUCAGAGUUUCAGUACUUCCACAAAAGGCUAAAGUCAUGGAAUGACCUCAGGAGAGAUCAGUCCGUUUUUAACCAGAGUACAGGCGAUUCAUCUACACCACAGCUCAGUCUGUCACAGCAGCAGAACACACUACAGGAUUAUCUCAGAACUGCAACGUACCAAAAAGCCAUUUUGCUCAAUGAUGUUGACUUUAAAGAUAAAGUGGUUCUUGAUGUUGGCUGUGGGACAGGGAUAUUGUCUUUUUUUGCUGUUCAGGCAGGAGCAAAGAGAGUAUAUGCAGUGAAGGCCAGUUCUGCAGCCAAAUAUGCUGAAAUUCUAGUGAAGACCAAUAACUUGUCUGACAGAAUCACAGUUUUGCAAGGAAAGAUUGAGGAGGUUUCCUGCCCUGAGAAUGUGGAUAUGAUAAUCUCAGAGCCCAUGGGCUACAUGCUUCUCAACGAAAGGAUGUUAGAGAGCUAUCUACAUGCCAAAAACUGGUUGAAACCCAAAGGAAUGAUGUUUCCUACUAACAGUGACAUCCACCUCGCACCUUUCACUGAUGAACAGCUUUACAUGGAGCAUCAUGCCCGCUCCAGCUUCUGGAAUCAGACCAAUUUCUAUGGUGUAAACUUGACUGGACUUCAUUCAUCAGCUGUGGACGAGUUCUUCAAACAGCCAGUAGUUGACACAUUUGAUAUGCACGUUCUCAUGGCCAGGUCUGUAAAGUACAGCAUCAGCUUUCUGGAGGCAAAAGAGGAAGAUUUACACCGGUUGGAAAUUCCCUUUGUCUUCAAAAUGCUGCAGUCGGGACUGAUUCAUGGGCUUGCAUUCUGGUUCGAUGUGGCCUUUGUUGGCUCAAGGAUGACAGUAUGGCUGUCCACUGCUCCCAAUGAACCUCUGACUCACUGGUAUCAGGUGCGCUGUCUCCUGCAAACACCCCUUUUUGUGAAAAUGGGACAGACGUUAUCUGGGCAUGUCCAGCUAAUAGCCAACAAUAGACAGAGCUAUGACAUUCAUAUAACUGCUGUGGUUGAUCAGUCUGGAUUUAAAUCUGGGAACACACUGGAUUUGAAAAAUCCCUUUUUCCGGUAUGCCUGAAUUCUCAUUCCAGUAAUAUUUACAACAAGACCUAAAAGAAGACCGGAGGAAUAUCACUAAUAAUUAAAAUAGCUUAUUAAAUUAUUAUGUUUCAGUACUAUUGCAAACAAAUAUCCUGUAGUGUCUGCCUGUAUUCUAAUAAAAACUGAGGAAUCAUUAUAUACGGUCAUACCAUUGCAAAAACAACAAAUCUAAUGGUGGUACAGUGGACUUUGACUUUUGCACAGUACUGUAUAUGUGACAUAAAAAUUACUAUUUUACUUACAUUGAUUAUUAUUUAAAAGUAUAGUUUAGUUUAACUGUCUGAUUUACUAAAUCCAUAAGUGUAUAGUGAACUUAAAAUUUUCUGUAGAAAAUGCUGGGAAGAAUACAGGUGCAAAGUUCAUUUAUUUCAGCAAUUCAACUCAAAUUGUGGAACUCAUGUAU
Molecule: messenger RNA, 4420 nt
Organism: Paramisgurnus dabryanus
Lineage: Eukaryota; Metazoa; Chordata; Actinopteri; Cypriniformes; Cobitidae
Gene: carm1l
Product: coactivator-associated arginine methyltransferase 1, like
Biological process (GO): chromatin remodeling; peptidyl-arginine methylation, to asymmetrical-dimethyl arginine
Molecular function (GO): histone H3R2 methyltransferase activity
Source: RefSeq, a predicted model, not a curated record